Messenger RNA from Penicillium canariense, 621 nucleotides. RefSeq names its product putative high expression lethality protein Hel10 (gene hel10). The coding region runs from base 1 to 621 and encodes 206 amino acids. The transcript is spliced from 2 exons. The record is from RefSeq and is a predicted model, not a curated record. NCBI's taxonomy places the organism in Eukaryota, Fungi, Ascomycota, Eurotiomycetes, Eurotiales, Aspergillaceae.
AUGUCUGGCUACGGCGACUACAACCAGGGCUACAACCAGGGUGGCUACCCUCCACAGGGUCAAGGCUACGGCCAGCAGGGCUACGGUGGUCAGCAGGGCUAUCCCCAGCAAGGCUACGGUCAGCAGGGCGGCUACGGCCAGGAGGGUUAUGGUCAGCAGCAGCAACACCAGCAACACCAGCAACACCAAGGCCAGAGUGCCUCCAACGACUACUAUGGUGGACAGCAACAGCAGCCUCAGUAUGGUGAGCAGCAGGGCUAUGGCCAGCAGCAGCAGCACCAGUACGGCGAGCAGCAAGGUUACGGCCAAGACUACAACCGCUCCGGAUAUGACCAGCAGGGUGCUCCCGGCCAGGCCCAGGAGGGCGAGCGCGGUCUCGCUGGCGCCCUCGCCGGCGGCGCGGCGGGCGGUUUCGCCGGCCACAAGGCCAACCACGGCAUCCUCGGAACUAUCGGUGGAGCGAUCAUCGGCAGCAUCGCCGAGGAUGCCAUCAAGAAGCACAAGCGCGACGCGAGCCCUGGCGGGCACCAUGGGCAGCCCGGUCCCUAUGGCGGUCCCCCUUCCAGCCACAGCGGCAGCAGCGGCAUGAUGGACCAGCUGGGCGGCUUCUUCAAGAAAUAG